Molecule: messenger RNA, 561 nt
Organism: Acanthosepion pharaonis
Lineage: Eukaryota; Metazoa; Mollusca; Cephalopoda; Sepiida; Sepiidae
Source: the annotation of a GenBank genome assembly
AUGAUCUCCAUCCACGCAUAUGGUUUGUUUUCCUUAACCGACAAAGUCCCCACAUCACUCAUGUCGAUUUUUGCUAGUGAACGUUUGUACGAUUUCUCGCGAAAUUUGUCUUUUUCUUCUUCACGUUUUCUUGUGCAACUUCUUGCUACUUCAAUAUUCCUUUUUGCCACUCUCUCCCCCCCGCCCUUGCUUCUUGGCAUUAGUUUCCUUGUCUUUUACAUCGACGACAUUUUCAUUUAUUCUUCUUUGCUUUAUUUUUUUCGAAACCGCAUUCAUUCCAUUCAUUUAUACGCAGCUUCUUUCUCUUCCUCUGAUUUUCUACUUUCCUUUUUAUUUUUCCCCUCUUCUCUUCUCUCUCUCUCUGAAUACCAUUUUCCUUUUUUCUAUUUCGCUCUCUUUCCCUCUGCGAAGUUUACUUUUCUCUUUCUUUAUACUCUUCUCUCUCUUCCCAUUUUACUUUCCGUUUUUUUUUCAUAUCUCUCUCUCUUUCCAUUCUACAUUUCUUUAAAUGUUUUUCUCUUCUCUCUCUUUUACCUUCUCUCUGCACAUUCAAUAUUUUAA